Molecule: messenger RNA, 5315 nt
Organism: Ylistrum balloti
Lineage: Eukaryota; Metazoa; Mollusca; Bivalvia; Pectinida; Pectinidae
Exons: 8
Coding region: 977-2833 (618 amino acids)
Molecular function (GO): carbohydrate binding
Source: RefSeq, a predicted model, not a curated record
GAGGCAAACAAUACCUUUAGCUUCAAUUCUGAGAAUAAGCUGGAGGAGUGUGUAUAUCAGGAUGUAGGAAUUACAUAAAACAUUCAGUUUGCCUUGAUCUGGAUUUUCUGUGUGAUAACAAAUAUGAUUAGAGACUACUUCGAUGGGAGGUUCACAACACUAUAAACAGCAUGCUGUACUAUGGUAUAUAGCUUGGCCAAAUAUUGUAACCUGGUGCCACUGUCAUCUUUUACUUUCCCUGAAUUUGGAUGACUGUGUUGUUGGACAUGUGUGAUCUGUAACAUUUGACUUGCGAUGUUGGACUUGUGUGUAGUGGUUCACCACCAUUUGAUGUUGGAUUGCUCCAGAUGCUGACCAGAAAAUGGAACUUGCUGCUGUAGCAAAAGACUUGUGAUAUUGCUUAGUGUUGGAACCCUUUGUAGCAGUCAUUACAGGUCUUGUUUGAACACCAACCACAAUCACAGCAAGGUGAGGAGACUCCUGAACUAGACGCGGGGAGUAACAUACUGUAGAACAGUGGAUAACGACAGAACAUUUAGUGUCCUAAAGUGCCAUUCUAAUAACAGGUGUUAAUAGUCAUUGUGACAGAAGUCUGUGAGAUGUAGUGACGAGGUCUGGGAUAUACUGUAUCUAAAGUCAAACUAAAAAGCAGUGGACAGUUGCAGGGUCCCUGAGGACAUCAAGAACUAUAGCAGAAAGCUGUGGGGUUCAUAUAGUACCACACCAAACUGAAGUGGAAAGUCAGAGUCAGUUGAUAAAGAGUGCCACACACCAAACUAUCACGAAUCGGUUAAAGUCAGCGACUAGUGCUAGCUGUGUAUAGUCAAUGCCUUUACAGUGUUACCCCUAACAGGAACUGAGGGUAGUCACAGAACAUCUUAUAGUGCCACUUCGCGGUGGUUCUACUGUGUGUGGAAGUGGUGACAGUACAGACUAGCAGAGUGGUGACACUCGGGACGAGACGCAGUAGUGAGACAUGAUGGAGAUCUGCAGCUGUGAUGUCUUAACUAUUCUGUUGGGAUUUUACUUAUUUACAGUGUCAAAUGCCAGUGUCCAGAACAUAUUUGUCAGUGGUUGUUCUCGAGAGACUAUUGAGUUGGGAUGUCCAUUAGGUCACAAGAUUGCCAUCAAAAGACUGUUUUACGGUGUCAAGACUGAUCGUAAAUGUGCUGACCGAGGACGUAAGCAUAAGAGUGACUGUUGUCGUCGUACCUACGAUGACUGUCUGAUAUUUAAUGAGGACAAGUAUAAUGUGCUGAAUAUAAUGUGUUCAGGCUACAGGAACUGUGAGGUUGACGUGAAGAGGAUUAACACCCGAGGUGAAUGUGAUAACCCUGAGUGGAGACUUACGGAUUACAUGACUGUCAUCUACGACUGUGUGUCAGACACAGAUGUCGCCCGGUUCUGUUCCAAUGACCAUAAACGUGGUAAGGAGUUGUACUUGUCUAACUUGGAUUAUCCUUCACCUAUUGUCCCUGGGCCUCGCACCUGUCGCUGUGUGCUCAAGUCUGGUUAUACACAAGGUCUGUCCAUCCAUGCCAUCGAUAUCAUGAUCACCCGACCUGAGGACAGUCAAGUCUGUACCCAAAGCCUAAGCAUUCAGGACACCUAUGGCCAGACCAAGAUCAUUCGUUGUGGACAUGGUGGGCUGUAUGGGUUCCGGACCAUCUAUAACAGGAUGGUGACCAAUGUCAGUCUGGAGUUAAAAAGCAAUGUGAAUGACAGCCGUGGUUAUAUCUGGCUUCACCUCAAAAGUGAGAACACUGAGGACUUUGUGAAUCUGUAUUGUGGGGAAGCUAUCAGUUCUCUCACAGCUGGACCAGUUACAAACACCAGUGUAACCCCGAAUCCAACAAAAGUGCCACCUGUAGGGAACAACACUGUGUAUCCUAGUAAAGGGUGGUCAACUCCACAUCUCAUACCUGAUAUGGUGGCCAUCAUUGGAGGUAUUGCGGCAGCUGUUGCCCUUAUCCUUCUGGUUUGUCUGGUAGCCAUCGCUGUCCAUUGUACAAGGGUACGGGAGCGGCGCCAUCCCAAGAUACCAGAAGUCAUACCGUCGCCAAUGGUUCGUGGAAAAUCAUAUGACAAUGAUGAGCCUGACGCCACUAUACAGAGAUAUAACUAUGAUGAGGAACGUUACUGUUCCAUCAAGAGGUCACCGAUGAAAAUGACCAAAUACUCAGAAUUUGAUGGAGAUUCUGAUAAAAAAUUGAAGGAGGCUUUUCUUGCACCUGAUAAUACUCCAGAGGAUGACGGACAUUUAGUUCCCAAUGGGGCACCUCCUCGACCGCCAUCUCCUGACCCUGCUCUGUUGGACAUGACCCCUCCUCCUGUGUAUAAUGGAGAAAUGGAAAAAUAUUACACCAUGCACCCACAGAAACCCAAGACAGAAAUAGCCGAAAUAAGAGUAACGUCGUCUUUACCCCACAGAGGGAAGAUAAAAAAAUCUGUGACAUUUUCUCCAGUUGCUAUGGUAACCCCUUUACCUUCUGGAUCGGAGGAGUCAAUUGGCUCUGAUGGAGACAGAAAUUUAGCCAAUGUGAUAGAUAUUUACCAAAAUUUGCAGGGGAAACAUGGCCCAGGAUCUCCAGACCUGAAGGAGGCAAAACAUGUGUUGAUCCUACCCCCUCCCCCAGAUGAAAACAGUGUUCCAGUAAAUACUCCAGAUCCUUUGGAAAUGGCAGAGAUGGAGGAGUUAUGGAAGACACUGACAACCACAACCAUGGAUGAAGGUGCUUAUGACAAUAUUGAAUAUUUGCUGGCACAGAAUAGGGCUAACAAUCAUCGCGAGGUAAAUGGAGUCAAGCCGAAAAGUUUUGAAACUGGUGUGUAACAGUGAGUCAGCCUUCAUACAUAUGUAUAUAGUGCAAUAUCCCUACACAUAUACUUAUGCUGAGAUAACACUUAGCAAGCAAGCACUCCCAGUUCCCUGUACAGUCCUGUGCCAUCAUGCAUGUAAUCUGAAAAAGUACAUGUAAAGGGACAUAACUCCUAGUACCCAGCUUGGAUUUUACUACAAUUACUACCCAACUUUUCUGUGCAAUAUCAUUGUAUAAUACUACUGAUAAACUCAGGUUUAAUUUAUUUGUAUAUUAAUAUUUAUUUAAAUUCUGUUUAUAGCAUUGCAAUCAGAUCAGAUAUGAUUAAUCAUUUCAGAAUAUUCAUGAGAAAGAGGAAAAAGGUUUUCUUUUUAGGAUAAAAAUGUUUAAGUUCACAUUUCAUCAUAAUGAUGUAGAAUUAUGACAGUGUAUCAUUUUUUUCUUUGUUUGGAUUGAUUUUUUUAUUGUUUGAUUGUAUAUACAAUAUACCAUCAUUUUGAAUUAUACUGCAUAUGAUCUGCAUUGUUACCAUUUUAAUAGAUGUUCUGUGUUUCCGUGCACCACUUAACUGUUACGGAUGGAAGUUGAUUUAUCACACCAGUCACCAUAUAUUGUCGUGAUAUGUUUGUACUGAUACGUGUACUUACUUCUUAAGAAAGUUGAAAGAUCAUUUGCUCCAUAACUUAUGAUAUAUGUGUUGUAAAUUUGACAACAGAAAUGUGUUUAUUUGAAAUGUGUUCACAAUUUUUUUCAUGUACACUAUGUACAUACUAGUAUUAGUUUACAAUUCUUCAACUCAUUCAAUUGAUAUCCAAUACAUUUAUCACAGAGAAGACCAAACACAUCAAACAAAAUGUAUCUUAAUCAACGAAAUCUGAAUGCAUUUAUAUCAAAUUUUGUUGUUGUAUUUGUCGGAGUAGAAAAAGUCACAAAUUUUUAUCAGUGUUGUUUUACUGUAUAUCUAAUGAAGUUAUGGGCUGUUCUAUACUUCUGAUUGGCUGUCCAUAGAUAAAAUCGCCCUUCUGAUUGGCUGUCCUUAGAUAAAGUUGCCUUCCAUUGUACUACACCUGUAUCCCUUGUAUAAUGUAACACACGGUUCUAGGUCUGUGGACCCAUUGACCCCAAACCUGAAAUCCUUAAGACGCUGAUUGUACUGGUGUGAAAAAGGUCGAUAUGGCCACCAGAUCUAAAUUUCACAGCUAACACUAGAUGUUUUAUCAUACUUGCUAACUUAAUUGUCCAUUCCUGAAUGGAUUGUCUGUUUCUGCUAUUUUCAUACUUCAUGUUUUGUAACAUUGUCAAACACUUUAGUGUCUGCUGUUGUUGCCCUACUCACAUGUUAAUCAAAAUGACUAUAAAUUGAUAUAGUAUUAAUAUAUAAAAUCUACCUAAUCAUUCCAGUUGUUGUUGUAUACUGCAGGUAUUAACAUGGUCAUGUAGCUGUAUAAAGACAACAUAGUGUCAGUAUUAUAGAAAUGUUUUAAUUGUAACCAUAAAGAUGUCUAGUCUAGUCAGAUAUUGUGUUCUAUAAGUUAUUGUGUUGUUUAAGCUCGUUUUGUUUCCCUCAUCUUCCUCUAAUCAAGGUUUAUUUGAAUUUUACAUCUGUAUGUUAGUGUUAGAAAAACCAUAAUCUGCGAGAAAGAGUCAAAAUUUAAAGACGAGUAAAAUAAAAUCCUUGAUUUUCUUUUCCCUCUUGGGGCGUGGUCUGUUUAUGUACCAGGAAUAUCAUAAAACAGGAUCAAAAUUUAGAUAAAGAUCCUAGUAGAUGUGUUCAAAACAGAAGGAAAGGAUUAAUAUCUAUCUCAUAUGUACUGUGUAAGGGGAGGUAACCCUUGAGGACAGUGCAUAUAGGAAAUUAUGCAGAAUGAUUGCAAUGAAAAGCAUCACAACAAUAUCGUUUAAUGCAAAAUGUCUUCCUACCAUAGGAGUGUACAGUAAUAUGCUGCUAUUUGAAACCAUCGCUAUGAUAUUUAUGGAGGAGGAUAGUUUUAUUCUCAAAACAAGUUUUGAUGAAAUUAAAUAUCUCUACGUUGACAAUUUUGGAUCCAUGGAAGCUUGGUCAGAAAACAGAUACUGGAUUAGAUAUAUAUGUCUGGUCUGGUGGCAUGUCAGGGUAAUAUUCAAAAUAAAUAAACAUGACAGUUUUGUAUUUGAAUCAGAGGAAAAUGUUUUUUUGCUUUUGUUUUUUGUUGUUUUUUUCGUAAAAGUUUAUAUAAGAUUUGACAAUGUAACCAAAUCUUUAAGGUUUAAUUUGAUCACUUACAGGAGUUUAAUUAUCACACGGAGUCCUCACUUGAGUUUUUAUUUUAUACAGUAUAUCCAAAGUAUAUGUUUAGGUUAUUGAGAUACUGCAAAUGGCAUGGUUUAACAAGAUGUGAAUAUUACUAUGGAGAAUUGACCAAUAGACAAUCCUAAUGAAUUACAUCAUACAGUACAUUUAUUAUAGUAGUUGAAUGACACCUUUAACAAAUAUGACACUUUCUAAAAAUAAAUCAU